AUGUCGCUGAACGCAUCAUCCGCUCGUCCGAGCCGCCCGGGCCGCCCGGGCAAACCCGGAAGACCUCCCGGUCGUCCGCCACUAGCACCUUCCGAUCAUCCGGCCUUGAAACUAAACAUCCUCUCCCAAGACAAAUCAUCAUCGCUAGCCAAACUCCACCCUGUGGAAAUGCCCAACGACGCCAUCGUGGCAAACCUCCAGACAUCCUACCCGAAAGAGAAACGCUGGCGUGAUUUCAGAAACGAUCCAAACUACAUCUACGUUCUACAAUGGAUUGCUCAGUGUAGAGGGUAUGUCAAGUUGGCUCUGGAGCAUUUUGAUGUGGAUUUAUUUGAAAUGGAGUUGUUUGCGUUGGUGCAGCCGCCGCCGAUCGACGACUUGGCGUUGCUUUCAAACCGUCUUCGUUUGGCCUUGUUGCUGAAGAUCCAUGGGAAGAAGAUUCCUCUGUUAGGGCUGUUUGAGCCAUUGUUUAGGGUUUACUUUGGCAGUGAAACGCCGUUGAAGGGGCCAAACGAAGAAGAGGAAACUGAAUUUGCCGCUGCUGAUUGGCCCCUUUUCGAUGACUUGUUUAUUGACGAAAAGUUUCAAGUGCUUGCAUUGCUUAUACUGGAAGUAUCCAUGUACCAAGACUUCCGGGAGUUUAUCGAUAAGAAUAAGCUUUCGGCGGCGGUGCUUCGACCGGAAAGCGUGUUUCGGGAAGCCAAGGGUGCUUCUGUGGAGGAGUAUAUUGUUGUUUUUGAUGGAACGGCUUGUUAUAAGCGAACUACCAAGACUGUGGAGCUCCAAGUGCCCAAGAAACGAAGCCUAGCGCCAGCAGACCCUGACGAGGCGUUGGGCGCUCGUCCAUUUGACGUUUCUGUGGUCAAUUACGAAGCUGUGUUCAGAAAUAUCUACCAACUUGAUGCAUUCAUUACAGAGUUAUCUGGAAAGAAGAACAAAAAGAACAAAACGUUGCUUGAUGUGGUGAAAAAACCUGAUUUCGUGGAGAAUUUAUUCACUUUUGAAACAAAGAAACGCCGGAUUAUUCAUCACCGCCGGAAAGAAAGCGAAAUGGCUCGUCUUCUAGCCACCAGAAAACGUUCUUCCAGACUUGAAGCCAAGGAGAAACAGCGGUACCAUGAAGAACAAGAACGUAAGGCCCAGGAGCUUGAAGAUCUUCAGUACGCCGUCAUGAGACGCUCUUCCCAUAGAACCAGAAACAGAUUCACCGAUCCGGUGCCUAUGGAUUACACUGGAGGCAUCACCAGGGAAGAACGGUUAAAGAAACGGUUGGAAGGCACGCCUGAUGUCUCUGAAGAGCCGCUGGGAUCCACAGAACCAACAGAAGUCGAGCCAGAGGUCAAGAACGAGGCGGAACAGGAUAUUGGGAGUGGCAGCCCUCAGGAAACUGAAGAUGUCAUAGAAACUCCCCAGGAAACUCCCCAGGAAGCUGAAGAUAUCAUGGAAAUUGAUGGGCCAGGGAAACCUCAGCCCAACAGCAACUUUCAGGAAGUCCAGCAAGUCCAGGAAACCCUGACGGGUUCCCUGGCUGGUUCCCUGGCCCCAUUCACGCUUCCAGAAACCAUGCCAUCGCCAAAACUUGCCGAAGCUUCACGAGAAACGUCAGAAGGCCCCAACCGGCCCAACCCAACGCCUAAAGGUGAAGGCCAGAGCAUUGUUUCGUCUUUCCCAGCCACUCCCACGCCAGCUGCUGCCCUGCUGGUUUCGGUUGCUAACGGGAUAGAUGACCUGGAGACGGUUCCAGAGUAA
Candidozyma haemuli is the source of this 1749-nucleotide messenger RNA. RefSeq lists its product as uncharacterized. The coding region runs from base 1 to 1749 and encodes 582 amino acids. The transcript has a single exon. The record is from RefSeq and is a predicted model, not a curated record. NCBI's taxonomy places the organism in Eukaryota, Fungi, Ascomycota, Pichiomycetes, Serinales, Metschnikowiaceae.